Molecule: messenger RNA, 2882 nt
Organism: Coregonus clupeaformis (lake whitefish)
Lineage: Eukaryota; Metazoa; Chordata; Actinopteri; Salmoniformes; Salmonidae
Product: cathepsin D-like
Exons: 9
Coding region: 151-1371 (406 amino acids)
Biological process (GO): proteolysis
Cellular component (GO): lysosome
Molecular function (GO): aspartic-type endopeptidase activity
Source: RefSeq, a predicted model, not a curated record
AAAGCGAGUGUGUACAGAAAUCACCCGAAAGGCAUACGGAUAUAUAACUGGGUUUAGUGCGUAGAUUUGAUCGAGGGCGCGGUCUUCUGUGGACGGACGCUUUGGACAUCCAAGAUUCUUGGCUAAAGUGAAAGCACUCAAAGACAGAAUAUGAAGUGUCUUAAAAUAUUGUCUAUAACCAUCGCGCUGUUGAUAGCGCACAGCUCUGCUAUUAUAAGAAUUCCCCUCCACAAGACGCGCAGUAUGCGCCGCCUGAUGAGUGACAAUGGGAUGAGUUUUGAACAACUCCAGGACAUGGCCAAGACCGUUGGUGUUGCAGGAGCUGUCACACCACCAUCCGUACCAGCAACCACUCAGAGUCCGAAAGUGCCAGUUGAGAGACUCACCAACUUCAUGGAUGCUCAGUACUAUGGGGUGAUCAGCAUAGGCACACCACCCCAGGACUUUACCGUGCUGUUUGACACCGGCUCCUCCAACCUGUGGGUGCCCUCCAUUCACUGCUCCUUCCUGGAUAUUGCAUGCUGGCUCCACCAUCGUUAUAACUCCAAGAAGUCGAGCACGUACGUUCAGAAUGGCACAAAGUUCUCCAUCCAGUAUGGCAGAGGCAGUUUGUCUGGGUUCAUCAGUGGGGACACUGUCUCAUUGGCUGGCAUGCAGGUUGCUGGUCAACAGUUUGGUGAGGCCGUGAAGCAACCUGGCAUCACGUUUGCAGUGGCACGCUUUGACGGAGUGCUGGGCAUGGGCUACCCGUCCAUAUCUGUCGACAAGAUAACCCCUGUGUUUGACACUGCCAUGGCUGCCAAACUGUUGCCUCAGAACAUAUUUUCCUUCUAUAUUAGCAGAGAUCCAUUAGCUGCUGUAGGAGGAGAGCUGAUGCUGGGAGGCAUAGACCCACUGCACUACACUGGAGACCUGCACUAUGUCAACGUCACACGCAAGGCCUAUUGGCAGAUCGAGAUGAGCAGUGUUGAAGUGGGCAACCAACUGACUCUGUGCAAGGGCGGUUGCCAGGCGAUUGUUGACACGGGAACAUCCCUCAUCACCGGGCCUGUGGAGGAGGUCCGGGCGCUGCACAAAGCCAUCGGAGCCUUGCCUCUACUGAUGGGAGAGUAUUGGAUUGACUGCAAGAAGGUUCCAUCUCUCCCCGUCAUCGCAUUCAACCUGGGAGGGAAGAUGUUCAACUUGACUGGAGCCGACUAUAUCCUGAAGGAGUCCCAGAUGGGUCAGAAAAUCUGUCUGUCAGGCUUCAUGGCCAUGGACAUCCCUCCUCCGGCUGGACCGCUGUGGAUCCUGGGAGAUGUGUUCAUUGGACGCUACUACAGCGUGUUUGACAGAGACUCAGACCGCGUGGGGUUCGCCCCUGCCAAGUAGAGGGGAGAAACAACAGAAACUACACCCCAUAGCCACUUGUGGAGAGGAUGUGAUGGGUAUAAGCAAUAUAGUGGUCCUACCAAACCAAGGUCAACCUAUCAAAUCCCCACAGGAAAAGCACACCACCAAAAUGAACAAAACCCCCAAAAAGAAACUCAGAAGGGGCGCCUUUGCUUGGUUCCUUGUCUUUGCCUGUUUUGCUUCUUGUGACUUUUUGGGGGGCUGUGUUUUUAAAAUUGUAUUUUAAGACUAAGUGUUCCCAUGUGAGUUUGGUGAAUAAUUAAUAAGUAGUUGCAGAUCGAAAUUGUGAUAUGAGCUGCUGUAGGCAGUUCAGCUUGGUGUUUUGUACGACGACAAAGUGAUACUGCAUCUCUUUUCUGCACUGUUGUAUCUCCUUUCUGACAACGCAACUUUUUUUUUUUUUUUGCAAAGCAGAUUACUGAAUGCAUAUCUUUACUGAAAAUACAUGUCCUUUGUAGAUGAAGCAGAAAACCAGGCCAGGUCGCCUGGUCAGUUGUAAAUGAGAACUUGUUCUCAACUGGCUUACCUGGUUAAAUAAAAAAAUAAAGACUGAAUGCAUAUCAAUGUAAAUUAAACUCAGGUUGAUUUAACAAAAACAAUGAUGUCCAGUGAGUAACUACGUACCAAGGGACAGUAAUUGUAUCAAGGGUUAUGAACAACGUUUGUGAUAUGUGUACAAGCUCUUAUUGUACGUCCCUUAAACACCCUUAAAGAGUUAAGUGCCCUCAAAGAAGCUAUACAAGUGUGUUAAGUACAGGGAAGGAAAUUGACCCAACUAAACGUCACAACCCCACCCUUUCAUGUUUAACUCUUACAGGUGUAGGGAUUGAAUUUAAGGAUUUUAGGCACUGGUCAGCUGGGCUAGUAGACCAGAUUUACUAGCCGGUUUUAAUCUAUGCCAUGCAAUUUUUGACUAGACAAAAUGUCACUUGCCGACUAGUUGAGAACAUGUUCGACUAGCUUGGUCUGAAAAGUACUAGCCUCGGGCUAGCUUAAUUUCCAUCUCUGCCAGCAGCCAGCUACCUGUUGCUGCACCUGCUGCUGUAUCCUACCCAAAGAUUAUUUUCCCUACAAGCCACAUGAUUUGAAAUUACUUACUCAUUUUAAUUGACACAGAAAAACAACCACGAGAAACAUCUGCCGCAACAUUUAUUAUCGGAGUAUACAGUGCUGUGUACCAUUCAGUUCCAAAGGUAGAGGUAGUUGUCUACUUUGGGCUGCAUAAAAGAUGUAACAAACUUGCGUGGCAAAAUGACCCCAACAUAAAUGUUUGUAGCUUAAGUCAGGUCUGCAAACAGACAAAUCUGCACACAAAAAUAUAUAUUUAUAGGAAGUCCCAUCAUGGAUUGAGCCAUUAAUAUCAGUACAUCCAGAAUGAAGCACUUCUUCAGAACACAACGUGUGUUUGUGGUGGUAGAAUUGCAAACAUAAAUACUCUGCUUUUUUGGUUACAAAUGUAUAUUAAAUAAAUACUAAAAUACUAAACUGUC